UUUUUUUCUUCCCCUGCUGAAAACAUGCAGGGAGGAGAGGAAGAGGAGGAGAAAAGAAGGAGCGAGGCGACAAGAGAGGGAGGACGCAGAGAAAGUUGGUAGAGGAGAGAGUGAGAGGUCGACCAGAUGGGAGGAAGGAAGGAAAGGAUUUGUCCGUGGGCUCAAGUGCGCGAUUAGGGGAUUCUGCAUAAAUAAACAAAUAUAUGAAUCAAAGCUCCUAAUAAAAAAAAAAAAAAGAAAAGAAAAAAAGGAGGAAUUAUAGGCGCGCCGCCGCGCAAGCGUGGACGCGGACCAGACAAGACAGCGGCGGUGCGCGCUGAAACAGACAAGUUCUGCCUUUCACUGUCUGGAUUUUUUUUUUUUUUUUGUUACCUCUCAUGUUCUUCAAACUCUCCGUCGGGCUCACCAACUUUUGAGGACAGUGCCUUGAGCGGCGUUCCGUCCGUUCGCCUCUCUCUCCCCGGAAAAAGAGAAGAGAGAGGAGGAGAAGAAAGAAAGAAGAGAAAAAAAAGAAGUUGCGAGGUGGAAGUGGAGGAAGGAAGAGCGUUUUUUUUGUUUCCUUCCGAGGAGUCCUGCUCGCCGUAGCCGGGGUUUAGGCGUUGGCACCCGGGCAGGGAGUCCCUCGUCAUGGCCGGGGCCAAGCCGGGAGUCCACGCACUGCAGCUCAAACCCGUGUCCGUCCACGAAGCUCUGAAAAAGGGAGGCAAGUUUAUCAAAUGGGACGAGGACCCCAAUGGCGGCCCCCCCACGCUGGUAACGCUGAAAGUUGACCCAGAUGGAUUCUUCCUCUACUGGACUGGCGGCUCCAAUCUGGAGGUUGAGAUCCUGGAUAUCAGCAACAUCAGGGACACCAGAACGGGAAAGUACGCCAAGCAUCCCAAGGACGCGAAGGUGCGGGAAGUGCUGGGAUUCGGAAAGGAAAACGUAGAAGGGAAGCUGAUAACCGUCGUCUAUGGCAACGACCUGGUCAACAUCUCCUUCGUCAACUUCCAGGCCAUGCAGGAAGAUACGGCGAAGAUUUGGACGGACGAGCUGUUCACUUUGGCCACGAACAUACUUUCCCAGAAUGCAUCGCGGAACACCUUCCUCCUCAAAGCGUACACUAAACUAAAGCUUCAAGUGAAUCAGGACGGGAGGAUUCCAGUGAAGAAUAUCCUCAAGAUGUUUUCUGAUAAGAAGAGAGUGGAGACGGCUCUGGAGCAGUGCGGCCUCGUCAAUAACAGGCCGGAGGGAAUAAAGCCGGACGAUUUCACGUGGGAGGCGUUCCAGAAGUUUCUCGACAGCUUGUGUCUCCGGCCCGAGAUCCAAAGCAUCUUUGAGGAGAGCGGCUCCAAGAGGAAGCCAUUCAUCUCCCUGGACCAGCUAAUGGACUUCAUCAACCGCAGGCAGCGAGACUCCAGGCUCAACGAGGUGCUGUACCCCCCACUGAAGCGGGAGCAGGUCCGACAGAUCAUGGAGAAAUAUGAGACCAACGCCAGCCAGCUGGAGAGAGACCAGAUCAGCUUGCAGGCUUUCAGCCGGUACCUGGGAGGGGAGGAAAACAGCGUCGUCCCUCCGGAGAGGCUGGACAUCAUCGACGACAUGAACCAACCGCUGUCUCACUACUUCAUCAACUCCUCGCACAACACGUACCUCACAGUGGGUCAGCUGACCGGUCUGUCUUCGGUGGAGAUGUACAGGCAGGUGCUGCUGACCGGCUGCCGCUGCGUGGAGCUGGACUGCUGGAAGGGCCGACCGCAAGACGAGGAGCCCUACAUCACCCACGGGUUCACCAUGACCACUGAAAUCCCUUUUAAGGAGGUGAUCGAGGCGAUAGCAGAAAGCGCCUUCAAGACGUCGCCAUACCCCGUCAUCCUGUCCUUCGAAAACCACGUAGACUCAGCCAAGCAGCAGGCCAAGAUGGCAGAGUACUGCAGGACCAUCUUCGGAGACGCCCUGCUCAUCGAUCCACUGGAAAAAUAUCCGCUGAUCCCAGGUCAGCUGCUCCCCUCCCCUCAGGAGAUGCUGGGGAAGAUCCUCAUUAAGAACAAGAAGAAGCAUCACCACCACCGACCCUCCGAGAGCGGCGGCAGCAUACGGCGCAAAGAGCCGGGGGGGCCGUCGUCGCCCAGCAGCGACUGCCCUCUGACAGACAACGAGGGCCAGCUCAUGACCAACGGCGAGGAAAAGAUGGCCGAGAGACUGGUCAAAGACUGUGAACCUCGCAAGUCCAUCGGAGGUGAAGGGGAAAGCGAGGAGGACGAAGAGGACGAGUCUGUGGCAGACCCGAAAAAGCCCAACUCUGAUGAGGGCACCGCCAGCAGUGAGGUGAACGCCACCGAGGAGAUGUCGACUCUCGUCAACUACAUCGAGCCUGUCAAAUUCAAGAGCUUCGAGGUGGCAAGUAAGAGGAGGAAGUUUUUUGAGAUGUCGUCAUUCGUGGAAACCAAAGGCAUGGACACCUUGAAGAGCUCCCCCACGGAGUUUGUUGAGUACAAUAAGAACCAGCUGAGUCGAAUCUAUCCUAAAGGCACGAGGGUGGACAGCUCCAACUACAUGCCGCAGCUUUUCUGGAACGUCGGUUGUCAGAUGGUGGCGCUAAACUUCCAGACACUUGACCUCCCUAUGCAGCUGAACAUGGGGGUAUUCGAGUACAACGGGCACAGCGGCUAUUUACUGAAGCCCGAGUUCAUGAGAAGGACAGAUAAACACUUUGACCCCUUUACAGAAGACAUAGUGGACGGGAUAGUCGCCAACACGGUCAAAGUCAGGGUCAUCUCAGGCCAGUUCCUAACAGAUAAGAAGGUCGGCGUCUACGUGGAAGUGGACAUUUUCGGGCUGCCCGCCGACACGAAGAGAAAGUACCGAACCAAAACGUCAAACGGGAACUCGCUCGACCCCGUGUGGGAAGAUGAAACGUUCGUCUUCAACAAGGUGGUCCUGCCCACGCUGGCCUCUCUGAGGAUAGCCGUGUUUGAGGAGAACGGAAAGUUCAUCGGUCACCGGAUUCUCCCCGUGUCGGCCAUCAGACCCGGAUACCACUACAUCAACCUUAAGAAUGAGCUCAACCAACCACUCCUGCUGUCGUCUCUACUGGUUUACACAGAAGCUCAGGACUACAUCCCUAAUGAACACCAGGAGUAUGCGGAGGCUUUGACCAACCCCAUAAAGCACCUUAGCCAGCUAGAUAAGAGAGAGACGCAGCUGGCCGUCCUGCUGGAAGAAAACGGCCAGCACGUCCCCACGCAGCCCAAAGAGAAAAAGGUCAAGUGUGACGAGAGCGAAGUCAUUCCAAAAGCCCGACUCUCCCUUGACCCCAUCCCCAACAUAGAUGACGUCACUGACCUCAACAAGAUACAGCCCCCAGACAUCAAAGCGCCACCUCAGAAGGAGGACCUCAUAACCUCUGUUCUGGCAAACGUCCCGAUUCUUUCUGUGGAGGAGCUGAAGCAGCAGAAGAGUUACGUGAAGCUGCUCAAGAAGCAGAGCAAAGAACUCAAGGAGCUGCGUAAGAAACAUCUUAAGAAGCUGUUGAAUAAGAGCAAGGAGCUGAAGAGCCGGAGUAGCCAGCUGCAGUCUGACCACCAGAGGAAACGCAGUAUAAUAGAGAAAAACCUCAAGCGUAGCAUCAAGAAGAAUGAGUCGCAGGAACCGGCGCAGCACGAGCUGACCAAACUGGAGCAGGAGCUGGAGAAGGAGGCGGCUCAGCAGCAGGACGGGCAGAUGAAAGAACUGCUGAAGCUUCGGCAAGCGCUUCACUCGCUGGAAAAAGAGAAGCAGCACGAGCACCUGCAAGAGGCCUUCGAGAAGUUAAAGGAGACGACUGCUGAAUGCCAAGCGACUGAGCUGAAGAAGCUCAGGGAGACGUCUGAGAAGGAGAAGAAAGAACUCCAGAAGAUCCUGGACAGGAAGCGGCAGAACAACAUCAUCGAAGCUAAGACACGAGAUAAAGACAAGGCAGAAACGGAACUGAAUGAAAUCAACAGGAAACAUAUAAAUGACUCUGUCACCUUAAUCCGCGGGCUGGAGGAGGCGCAGAGCAGGAGGCAGGAAAAGAUGAUGAUGAAGCAGCGGGAGGUGCUGCAGUACAUAAACGAGGAGUUUCCACUGCUUCAGUCUCAGCUGGAGAAGGACCUACAGGAGGAGUUUCAUCAGCUACCGGACGAAAUCAGGCAGCACCUUCAGCUGGAGCUCCAACACAGAGGCUCCCGAAAGGACGGCAUGUUCUCGGCCUUGUCCAACCACAGCAGCCCCAGCACGGGCUCCGGACCGCCCUCCAACUGCUCCACGCCAUCCUACUCGUCAACGCCCAACCGCAGCACCUGGAAAAGGAGCAUGGACAGGAGCAAUGUCUCCCUGGCAGAUUCUACGUCCUCAUCGACCACUCCCGUCCUGUCGGAGGCAGAGAUGUCGUUCAUUUAAACUUGUACAAUGGAAAAUACUUAACAUUCAACAGGGGUAUAUAAUGAUUAUAAAGUGGGAUAGUAAUGAUAUAGAUUAUUUACUAAUUUUAUUCCCUUUUUUUUUUUUUUUUAUUACAGACUGUUUUGUUCUUGUCUACAGAGCUAUAUUAUUUUUUAUUUUGCUGUUGUUGUCAGAUGACACAUCACUUUUGUUGGACUAUUUCGUAAGAAUCAUAACCGUGGUUUUAGUUUUUUACAUUUUCUUGUCUUCGUCUCGUUUUUAAUGUCCUUAUUGCUUUUCUCAUUUUAGUUGGGUCAGUUAAUGCUGACCCAAGAUCAGAACGUUGGCGACGUUUUUACAGAAGCUUUGUGUCUCUCUCUUUUCAGUCACUUUUUGGAAAGCUGUGCGGAUGAAUUUUAAUGCUCACUACAACAAUUUGAUGUUUUAUUUGUGGCGACAUUUGACCAUCGCCUUUUGCUCUGUGUGUGUGGCCCUUAAAGUCCUGCAAAUAGAUGUCAACAUCUUUACCACUGUUUUUAGCCGAAGUCAGAGAAGCAUGUUCCAGAAAUGACUAUUAGAAAAGUGGAUUUGUAUCCAUGAGUUGAAAAGAUUUUUUUAAUUUUUAUCUGCAAUGGCAGCAGCGGACCAGCAGGUGGAGCUGCAGCCUAAACUUUUUAUUUUCUCCUUCUUUUUAAAUAUAAUUGGCAGUUUGAGCCGGUUGUUCAUCUAAUCCUGUUUUACUGAACUGCAACCAACACACACACACACACACACACACACACACACACACACACAGACACAGACACACACACACACACACACACACACACAUUUGGCUGCUCACCAGGAUUUCCAGCCUCAUUGUUGGGAUGGAGUCUCCGACCUUUAACCUCCAAUUAAAUUCCCGCCAAGGUUGCACAGGGGGCGGUCAGCAGACAUCCGUCUGGCUAGAAACCGGUUUUGAGCGUAAGCAGGGCUUUGAGCGAGGCGACGCUCACACUUUUUGUAAAUUGUGUGCGAGCAGACGUCUCUCCCCGAGCGCUCGCACUCAGUCGACUCAGUUUAUUGGUUCAGAGAUGCAAAGUCGCUAAAGUCCUCGUCCCAUCCAAUCUACUCCUGAUUUAGAAAGCAUAGCACACACACACACACACACACACUCACAUAGACUACAGGGACGACAUAUUUUUUACUAAUAUCACAGAUUACCAAACUCCACAGAGCUGUUUGUGUGUAUGUGCGGCUAAAAGUUAAUCCCUUGAUGAGGCAUCUGCUUUUGGAGACAGUAAUACGUCCGACUAAGUGGAAAGAGUCUGGCCAGUGUGUGUGUGUGUGUGUGUUGGUUUGCAGCUGGGAUGCACUACUAUACAAGACACUUUUUUUUUUCUUUUUUUAAAUGAUAAUGAUCUGAAGCUGCACUAUGACAUAUAAAUGUAAAAAUGUACUCGCCUUUACAGUCGGAAAUCACCAAACUCUCACGCGCGUUCUAAUUUUUCCUGCUUUGACAUCACUGAAAAAGCCUCAAAAAUGCCAUUAAUUCAUUGGUUUUUAUUUCUCUAAGGUGUAUGUAAAUUGUAUUUUAGGUUGAACAGGCCCCUUUUUUUUUUUUUUUUAAAACGUCCCACCCGAGCCAAACGUUGACGGUGGGAUCGUGGUGCACAAGCCGAAUGGUACAUUAAUUUAAAUAUCUGUCUUCUUCGCUGUUUCGCUGUAUUUAUUUUGCUACUUUUCUCCCUGUCCCUCCCCAACGUCUAGUCCACUGUGAGGGGUAAAACGAUGGUACCGUGUAUGUGUAUUCUGUGUUGAUGUUUAUCUGUAUGUGAAUUUUACUACUGACCACCAGUGCCGGUGAUGGACGGAGGUCGGAGAAGGUUGAGACGAGGGUCUAAAAUGUAUUCUCCCAGACCUCCGUCCUGUCUCCGGGGUCUGGCUGCCUGUCUGUCUGAUUACCCCCCCUCCCCCUCACACACACACACACACUCGUGGAAACUAUCUUGUAUUUAAAUGGAAUUUUAACAACUUUUUUCUUGUGGUUAUUUAAGUUUUUAAUGACAAAUGAAAGUGUCCAUGUAGGCUGCUGGAAAGUGAGUCCCCAUUACUAUGUGGUCAGCAUGUACAUAUCGUCAAACAUUUAAAAACGCUGGAGACCUGCCAUGUCCGGUAACUGCUUUGAAUGUGUUGCUUUAACUUCUAAAGUUAUUCUCAACAGAAACAGAAGCCACCUGAGUUUGACACAGAUGUAAAACACUGACCUCUGGAGCUCUGAUAAUUUAACAGGUCUGUUCACGCCAGGCUACAUCCAGUGUGCAAACGCUUUUCAGAUGUCUCAGUUUGGACACUAACGUAGACAGCGUCUGCUUUUAUGGUCAGCCUGGUCCACAUUCUAAGUCGAGCAUUAACUCAUAUAAUGUGUAUGUGACUUUUACUACAUUUUUUUUUUUUUUUUUUUUUUUUUUUUUGCUCAAUACAACCCAUUUCCAAUGAUAUCCACAUGUGUAAAGUAUCAAUUGUCAUUUAUCUCAACGACAACUAGAGAUAUUUGACGGGGCACAAAAUAAUUGUUUUUCUCUUUGCACGUGAAUUUAUUUGGUACAAUUUAAAAAAAAAAAAAAAAAAAAAAUCGAAUGCGUUCAUAAAUUUAGCAAUCUCAAGUUAGAUAUCAAUUGACAAACUUCACUUUAAAAAAAAAAACAAAAAAUACUGACAUUUUGUAUAAAGGUGCUUAGUCUCGUGUGGAGUUAAUAUGUGAGAGGAUUAAAAAAAGACAAAAAAAUAUCCACGCAUACACAUCUCAAACAAUAUACACUAUACAUAUCUUGCAUGUGUAUCUACAGUACAAAGUAGUCUACAGGUUUAAGUCAUGGAUCAAUGUUCCUUUAUUGUACCUGGGUUAGGUACUGUGUGCAUGCUUUGUUAACCUUUGGGAUAAAGACGAUGUUCGAAUCAUUCCUACCUGGUUUAAUGUAGAAUGGUUAUAAUGGCAUUGUGGUAGUUUCAUCUGUUGAGUACAAGGAAAACUUUCAGAAGAUAAAUCACGUCUAAGGUAAAUUGAGAUUCUUGAUUAAGAAUCUUGUGAGAGUGUGACAGAUUUCUGUUGUUGACUCUGUUUGACGCUAGUGGUGUUAAAUUGUCCACUACGCUGGUCUACGCUUUAAUGAAUCAACAAACAUUGGAUACAUUUAAAAUAUAGGUGGAAGACACACAAUCACGUCACAAACAUCACAAAACAUGGUGGAGAACGUGAGAUUUUUCCAAAAGUUACUUCCUGUGUGCGACUACACAGAUAAAGACAUUUUGAAUCAGGUGAACUUUGAUGCUUAUUAGCAAGUAUUAGCUUGUGUACAUGCUAAACUAAGUAAAGACCAACCAUUAGCGUGUUAGCAUCAGUAUGCGUGCUAGUAUUUAGCGCAAAGCCUUUAAGCAUUCCCUUUUUAUUUUCAGCUCACAAUAAAUUCUGAUUUAUUUAUUUAUUUAUUUGGCUCUCAACAUCCUGUAUGCUAAAGUGUUAGCAUUAGCCCUCAAUCACUAUCGUCCAGUCCGAUUCUGUUGUCAGAGUUUCUGCAAAAAUGGUCCAACUAUUAAGAGGUCAGUCCUUUAAUCAUAGAAAAUAAAUAAAUUUAAUAAAGCACAUUAUUUUCUGAAUCCGGAUGUUCAAUAACUAAUCUUAAGUUUCAUGUCUUCAUGUUCAGACUUGGCCUGUGCUGCUUUGGCACACGGAGAGAGGAGAGUCUGUGUGCUAACGCUGCUAGCUAGUUUCCUUCCCACCAGAAUGCAGCCUGGGGGCUGUUUCUUGUCAGCCGUGAGCUUUAACCUCUGUUAUUUCUGUCCCCAUUGCUUUGAAAACUCUCAUUUAAACAGACACGCACAAUAUCAUACUCCGGCGCUAACACUGCAGCGUACCAUUAGCCAGUGCGCUGGCCUCGGCAUUGCACACACAAACACUCUCGACUUUAUUCUUAUUAGACAUUCGGUGUGGCUCGCCUCCCUCAGGCCCGCCCCGAGGCCUCUGGCUGUCAUGUCUUCGCUCCCUCUCUUCUUCCUCCCUCAGCCUCUCUGUCCCAGUUCCUCGCCUCCAGUUUCACCCAGUAAUGAGACCAUCUUUUACUUUUGGACUAGUUAAAUUAAUUAAAAGCAGCGGCCGUGUUUGUACACUUCAGAUGUCGGCGAAUGACGACGUGCCACACACUUUAGGAGAGGCGUGUGGACAGGACACUGUUGUUGACACUGUGUAUAUGAUUGUCGGUUAUAAAGGGAACAGUAUACAGUGAUCCGGAUGUAAUAUUUUGUUGUUUUUCUUCCUAAUUAAUGUAAAGUAUAUGGCUGAACAUUCAGUAAUAAACUUCUAACUUCCUCUUCUGGAGCUUAACUUC
Molecule: messenger RNA, 8750 nt
Organism: Mugil cephalus (flathead mullet)
Lineage: Eukaryota; Metazoa; Chordata; Actinopteri; Mugiliformes; Mugilidae
Gene: plcb3
Product: phospholipase C, beta 3 (phosphatidylinositol-specific)
Exons: 33
Coding region: 628-4401 (1257 amino acids)
Biological process (GO): lipid catabolic process; phosphatidylinositol-mediated signaling
Molecular function (GO): calcium ion binding; phosphatidylinositol-4,5-bisphosphate phospholipase C activity; calmodulin binding
Source: RefSeq, a predicted model, not a curated record